AUGUUUUAUAAUAAAUUUAAAUUAAAUUUGUUUGUAAUAUUUUUUAUAUUAUAUUCUUGUAUUAUAUUAGGAACAUCUUCGGCAAAAGAACAAGUAGAUAUCAAUGCAAUACUAAGGGAGCAUUUUGAUCAAGAGUUAUUUAUUUUAGAAAAUAAUGAAAAGGAAGAUAUUAUUAAAGAAUUAGUAGAAAAUGAGCCAGAUUUAUAUUCAGAUAUAUAUGACACUUUUUCAAAAAGUAAAAUUCAAGUGACCCCAAAUGUUGUUAUACCCGAAGAUGCACUUAUUAGCUCAGGAUCGAGACAAAACUAUUGGACAGGUGAAACAUGUGAACAAACAUCAUUCAAUUGGACAAGCCCCCAAACUAAUUGUCCAAAUGACUGUCAUGGCUAUUGGGGACAAGGUAAAUGUGACCAAGCAACAGGUACUUGUAUAUGCACCUAUUUUUUUACAGGUGCAGAUUGUUCGGAGAAUACAGAUCCAGAUCACGAUUGGGAUUAUAUGCCUUGCAACGGUGGUAGAUAUUGCCCUCCAAUUUAUGGUACUGAUUUUAGACAUUGUAUUUGCCCAGAAGGCCAAAAGGGUUUAGAGUGUAGUGUUUGUUCUUCUUCAAGUGGAUGCAAUAAUCUUUUAUCAAAUGAUACAGGGUCUUAUUUAUGUGACAACACUCACAUCACAUAUGGCGAUAAACAUUAUAGCUGUGUGGUUACAAGCCCAGAGGUUAAUGGAGAUCUCAAUAAUUCAACGGCAACAGCAACUAUUGAUUGUAAUUUUCCAGGCUAUAAUUAUUCCGAUGGUUCAUGUGCUAUGAAUUUAUAUUAUCGUAUUGGUGGUACUCCAUUAUAUUUUAAUUGUUCAUUUAUUGAAUGCCAACGUACAAUUCUUCCAGGUCAGAAUCAAUCCAUUAUUUGUAAUUAUAGUAUGUGUAAUUGUACAAGUUAUUGUGGGUUCUUUUUGGCUGGCAUCAUAUCUCAAGUUAAAAGUGAAGCAGAGUUUAUUUGUGGUGCAGGCACAAACAACAGCAAUAUCGAAUGUUCUUUUUCACAAAAAGAAAUCUCACUUUUACUUCCAACUAUUCCAUUAUCUUGUAUGGCCGGUGAAUGUAUUGAUGAAAAAAAUCCACCUCCACCAGUAUUUCCAGUUCCAAUUUCAAAAUUAAUGUUUUUAUAUUUUUAUGUCGGCUCUGGUGUGGGUUUGAUAAUUUUGGCAUUACUAUCAGGAGGAAUAUUUUUAAUUUUCUCUCAUCAAGAGGACAGAAAGAAAUUCAUUGAAGAUACUCAUUUGGUGUGUGAAUUAUCAUUCCAAAACAUUAGCUGCUAUGUAAAUGAACGUAAAUCACUUAUGGGCCAAGAAUUUAGAAAAACAAUUUUAGACAACGUUAAUGGCGUUUGCCCACCAGGUCAAUUAACCGCACUAAUGGGUCUUUCAGGUUCAGGUAAAACCUCUCUUUUGGAUAUCCUAUCUGGUAGAAAGAAUGUCGGUUUGCUUGAAGGAAGUGUUUUAAUUAAUGGCGCUCCGGUUAGUAAAAACUUUAAAAGAAUUUCUGGUUAUGUUACCCAAGACGAUAUUAUGAUUGGUACUCUAACAUGCCGUGAACAUUUAAUGUUUGCUGCUGAAUUAAAACUUCCAGAGCACAUGUCUCACGAGUAUAAAGCACAAAGAGUAACCGAUGUUUUAGAGGAAUUGGGUCUAACACGUGUUGCCGAUAAUACUAUUGGUACCCCAGAGAAGAGAGGUAUUUCGGGUGGUGAAAGAAGAAGGCUCUCAAUUGCUACCGAAUUAAUUGUUAAUCCAUCAAUAUUGUUUUUAGAUGAACCAACAUCAGGUCUUGACAGUCAUUCUGCUGCUGAAUUAAUUACUAAAUUAAAACAAUUAGCAAAUAAUCAAGUUACAGGCCAAAGAACUAUUAUUUUUAGUAUCCAUCAACCAUCUGCAGAAAUCUUUGAACAGUUUGAUAAUUUAAUUCUUCUUCAUCAAGGUACCCCAUUCUAUUCAGGAAAAGCCGAUCAUUCAGUUCAAUACUUUAUUGAAAAGAAAAUGGAAACAAUGAACGAGCAAGAAAAACAAAACUAUAGGAUGCAUCUUAGAAAUCCAGCUGAUUUCAUUAUUUCAAUGGUUACUGAUAAAAAUGCUCAAAGAAUAUAUUCACCAAUUGUUCCAAAUAUUAUUAUUAAUAAUUUAAAUAAUAAUAAUAAUAAUAAUAAUAAUAAUAAUAAUAAUAAUAAUAAUAAUAAUAAUAAUAAUAAUAAUAAAAAUAAAAAUAAUUCAUCUAGACACACAAAAAAUAAUAGUAGUGGUGACAGUAACUAUGGCGCUAGUGGAAGUAACGAUAUGGGUACUGGUGAAAUAGAUAAUGAUAAUAAUCCAUCUGCAGCUGAAGAUAGUCUUUUCUAUGACGGUCAACCACAUCAACAACCAAUUCAACCAAAUAAUGAACCAUUAGCAAGUUUGGUUAAAAUUGGUAAAGUUGAAGAAUAUGCAACUUCUUUUUGGACACAAUUCUUUGUUGUUUGCCGUCGUUCAUUAUUAAAUUAUAUUAGAAAUCCAUUCCUCUUAAGAACUACAUACUUUGUUCAUACUUUUGUUGGUUUAACUUUAGGUUAUCUCUUCUGGAAACUACCAGCCAAUCUCGAGCCAGGUUGCCAAGAUAGAUUUGGUGUAUUCUUUUUUAUGACUGCACUUUUAUCAUUUGGUAGUAUUACAUCGUUGGAUCUCUUUUAUAACGACCGUAUUAUUUUCAUCCGUGAAAGAGCUAAUGGUUUCUAUAGAACAUCUGCAUACUUCCUUGCCAAAGUUGUUACCGAUAUCAUUCCAAUGAGAGUAAUCCCUCCAAUCAUUCUUGGUUCAAUUUGUUAUUAUAUGAUUGGUUUACAACCAGGAGCUCUUCAUUUUAUCUACUUCCUUAUUUCUUUGGUAUUAACAAGUACAGUCGCUUCAUCAAUGUGUAUGGCCAUUAGUACAAUUUCACCAUCAUUUGGUACUGCUAAUAUGGUUUCAAUCCUUUUGCUUUUUGUAUUUUUGUUGUUCGAUGGCUUCCUUUUGGCAAGAAACUCCAUUCCAAAAUAUCUUAUUUGGUUAGUUUGGGUAUCAUUUAUGUCGUACUCAUUGGAAAUCCCCGUUGUAAACGAAUUCAAAGGUCUUUGGAUUCAAUAUAAUCCACCAAAUACAAAACCUACAUAUGCUGAUGGUUUAGAAUUCCUUUCAACUAUUGGUGCAAGUCCCGAAAGAUUAUUUAUCGAUAUGUAUGUUUUAAUAGGAAUGAUAUGCGGCUAUUUAUUAUUGGCCUAUAUAUUCUUAAGAUUUUUAGUUAGAGAGUACAGAUAGAUUGGUAAUGGUUUUAUAAAAUUAAAUAAAGAAAUAAAAUAUAUAUAAAAUUUAUAUAUAUAGUAAAAUAAAAUAAAAUAAAAAUAAUUUUUAA
Dictyostelium purpureum is the source of this 3415-nucleotide messenger RNA. RefSeq lists its product as uncharacterized. Gene Ontology annotation, molecular function: ATP hydrolysis activity; ATP binding; ABC-type transporter activity. The record is from RefSeq and is a predicted model, not a curated record. The coding region runs from base 1 to 3321 and encodes 1106 amino acids. Gene Ontology annotation, cellular component: membrane. Lineage: Eukaryota; Evosea; Eumycetozoa; Dictyosteliales; Dictyosteliaceae. The transcript is spliced from 2 exons.